UACAAAUUUAAAUUUUGCUAAGUUUGAACAGAUUCUAGCUAAAAUUUUUUUUAAAAACUACAACUUGUAUUUAAAUAUAACGCUUUAGAAACAUGGCCGUCGAAGAGAAUGAGAGCCGUCGUCGUUGUUGUUUGUCGGCGCAGUACUCUGUGAAUUUAGCGCUCGAUUUGUUUAUGUAUUUUGUGUAAAUGCGAAAAAAACUUAACUUUUAUUAAAAAUUUUAAUAAAAUUAUUUACCAUGGACAAUAAUAUUCCAAUAUUAACGGAUACUGAAGCCGAAACUAGCAUGGAACAGGAUUUUGAGGAAAAAAUUCCGGCCAGAGUUAGUAAUGCUACCGUGCACAAUGCCACCAAGAGUCUAUUCAAUAUAACUUUUGAGAAUUUGGAAGAGCAGAAGCAUGAAAGUGUCGAAUUUAAGGACCAUGAACGACGUCUGCAGCAGGAAAUGAAAGACUGGAAAUCUUUUUUAUUUCAAGCCUAUAAGGACUUAAAGGAAUCCAAACAAAAACAUCCAGUAGUGGAUAAAACAAUAUUGUCUCACGAAAAACGUGAAUAUUUGGAAAGAGCUGACUGUUUGCAAAAUUUCAUUAGAGAAUCGAUAGAGUUUCGACAACAGGCUUCCUUGUUUUUGGACUAUGACUAUGCAGAAUACAUGGAAAUGGUGGAUAAUUUAGAAACACUUUGUGAUCAUAGACUGCAGGUGAUAAAAGCCAAUAAAAUUGCUGAAAAUUUGGCCAAUGUGAAAAGAAAAACAAAUUAGAUGAUUAAGGACAUUAGUUUUUAUGUAAAAAUCUUGGAAGCAACAAUGAAAAAAGAACAAAAAAUGUUAAUAAAAUGUAAAUUGUUUAAAAUUAAAAAGUAUUACGGGUUACUCUGCUAAAAAGAGUGUCUAUUUCUCUAAAAAAAAUUAAGAAUUUAUUUUAUAACUCAUUCCUUGCCCCAGGCGGCUAAAUAUUUCAUUAGAUCGGUUAAACUCUCGAAAUCUGUGCGGCUGGUAGGUGGCUCAUUGCUGCUAAGUUUUGGCAAACUAUGACCCAUUUUUAAACGAAAUUCUUCCAUC
Lucilia cuprina (Australian sheep blowfly) is the source of this 1060-nucleotide messenger RNA. RefSeq lists its product as uncharacterized. The transcript is spliced from 3 exons. Lineage: Eukaryota; Metazoa; Arthropoda; Insecta; Diptera; Calliphoridae. The record is from RefSeq and is a predicted model, not a curated record. Bases 239 to 760 code for a protein of 173 amino acids.